Messenger RNA from Xiphias gladius (swordfish), 1064 nucleotides. RefSeq names its product leucine-rich repeat-containing protein 3-like. Gene Ontology annotation, cellular component: extracellular matrix. Gene Ontology annotation, molecular function: protein binding. The transcript has a single exon. The record is from RefSeq and is a predicted model, not a curated record. Lineage: Eukaryota; Metazoa; Chordata; Actinopteri; Istiophoriformes; Xiphiidae. The coding region runs from base 1 to 858 and encodes 285 amino acids.
AUGUGCACCGGCUGGUGUGAGGAGAGAUGUACCAGCGUCAGUGGAGGAAGACGGAGGAGUAAAGGAGUGGAUCUUCAUUCAUGGCUGCGCGUCUCACUCCUGUUCUCCGUUCUGUGGGGCCGAGCGUCCCCCCAGUGCCCAGACGGCUGCCACUGCACCUGGGACACGGCAACGGUGCUGUGCUCGGAUGCCGGGCUGCGGGAGAUCCCAGAGGGGAUCCCACCGGAAACGGUCUCCCUCCACCUGGAACGCAACUACAUCCGGAACAUCCCCGAGAGGGCCUUCAGCGACCUGGUCCACCUGCGGGACCUUUACCUGUCCCACAACCGCAUCGACUCGCUUGCCUCGGGGGCCCUGCGGCAUCUGGGUCCCGAGCUGCGCCUGCUGGACCUCUCGCAUAACCAGCUGAGGCAGGCCAACAGGGAGGAGUUUGGCUCCACACGUGCAAAGACACGCCUCUACCACAACCCCUGGCACUGUGACUGCGCCCUCCAGGAGCUGAUGGAGACUCUGAACCUGGAGCCCGAAACGGUGAACGGGAUCGUUUGUGAGAGCUCUGUGCGGGGUGUGGGCGAGGGGAGCAGGUGGGAGGACCCGGGGUCGCAGGGCGAGCAUGCGGGGCAGCCGCUGGUCAAACUGUUGGAUUCUGGGGUGAACUUCUGCAGCAUGCAGAGGAAGACCACCGAUGUGGCCAUGCUGGUGACAAUGUUCGUGUGGUUCUUUAUGGUCAUUGUGUAUGUAGUGUACUACGUGAGGCAGAACCAGGCCGAGGCCCGCAGGCACUUGGAGUACCUGAAGAGUUUACCGAGCCCACGCAAGACCCCCACCGAGACGGACACACUAAGCACCGGUUUCUGAACUUCUGCUCGGCUUUAAUUUAAACGGAAUAAAUCAAUGCCAGUUUUAUGGGGAGCGACUGAUAAAGUUACCGUGCGCCGACUGUGGAGGAUGCAGAUACAGAGGAAAUGAACCUUUUGCAGCUGUCUUUUUGUGAUUGCAAAACUUCUUUAUAUUUGGUAAUACUAAUCCCCCCCAUGUUUUUCUUAAGAUUUCUUUUCCUAUUG